Rhea pennata is the source of this 780-nucleotide messenger RNA. RefSeq names its product chromosome 16 C20orf204 homolog (gene C16H20orf204). The record is from RefSeq and is a predicted model, not a curated record. The transcript is spliced from 5 exons. Bases 1 to 582 code for a protein of 193 amino acids. Lineage: Eukaryota; Metazoa; Chordata; Aves; Rheiformes; Rheidae.
AUGAACUACAACAGCAGCAACGCGCUCGCGCCCCGCUCCCGGGCAGGGACGCGCGUCCGUUCUCGUCUCCCACUGCUGGACCCGAUUCUCCCCAGGGCGCUCUCCUGCGCUGUUCUGCUCCUCCUGGUUGUCUCCGUGCUGAGCAGAGGCAAGAGGUGCAGCAUCGCCAAAAUCCUGCGGCAGUACCGCGCCGUCAUCUUCCACGAGAUCCAGAACCUGAAAGCCCUGAGCGGGUCGACGGACCGGAGCGGCCGAGCCGGGCCGGCCUGCCGCUCGGACAAGGACCAGAAGAUCCUGCUGUCCAUCUACACCAUCAGCACGUCCCUGCGGCAGGCGGCGGCCGGCAGCCUGCGCGACCCCGAGGAGGCGGCCGUGUGGAAGGUGGCCAGAAACACCGAGUUCGUGCUCAGGGAGAACUGCAGGAAGGUGUGCCAGAGCCCGCCGGCACAGCCCCGGCGCGGGGAGCCCGGCCGCCGGAGGAAGCAGCUGAGGGAGAUCGCGCGGAAGGCGGAGAGGCUGGCGACGUGCUGGGAGAAGCUCUACGCGCUGCACACCCCCGGCCCGGACGCGCGGGGCGCCUAGGGCCCGCUGCCCCCGCCCUCCCCGGCAGGUAACGGCUCCCGGGGGGACCCACCCCGCACCCCGGAGAGCGACGCCGCUCUGGGCUCGGCGCUGCAGGUGUCUUGAUCCCACGCUCAGCUCCGGAGUCAGCGGAGGCGAUGCCGCCGGGCGCCAGAGUUGAAUCCGCCCGCUCGUCCCGCGCGAUGCCCCGGGAACGGG